GUUUAUAGUGGUGUAUUAGUUCCGUUACACACGCAGCCUACGACAACACACACCUUCACCCACCCUUAUUCAUUUCCGCCAUUACAGAUCCACAUGUCAGCCACAACACCACCACCAGCACUUCCUUCUUCCCAAAAUACCUCUAACAAAUUGCUUAAUUCCAUUCCUAUCCUCUCUCAAUCCUUCAAUCGAAAAAAAGAUUAUUCAAUUCGAUGUGAAUUUGAGAACAAUAAUAGUCAACGGUGGACUGUUGGUUGUGUUUCCGGUACUGAUCCAAUUCAUAUUAUUCUUAAACCUCCUUCAUUCCCAAUGGCUUCAGCUACGGCUUUAAGUUCUAGUACUGUGAAGAAUGCUAAGAGAGUUUGCCUCUUCUAUUGCAAUGAAAUGAAGGAUCUUGCUGAGCGAAUUGCUUCACAAUCUGAUGCAAUUGAGCUUCGUAGCAUCACUUGGAGGACUUUUGAAGAUGGAUUCCCCAACUUAUUCAUAUCUAACGCUCAUGGCAUCCGUGGACAGCAUGUAGCUUUCCUUGCUUCAUUUAGUUCUCCUGGAGUAAUAUUUGAGCAAUUAUCGGUCAUUUAUGCAUUGCCAAAGCUCUUCGUCUCCUCAUUCACACUGGUCCUUCCAUUUUUCCCAACGGGCACAUCUGAGCGUAUGGAGGAUGAAGGCGAUGUUGCCACAGCUUUUACGCUUGCCAGGAUUUUGUCAAACACCCCAGUUCCUCGAGGUGGACCAACUAGUUUAGUUAUCUUUGAUAUCCAUGCCUUGCAGGAGAGAUUCUACUUUGGAGACAAUAUACUUCCAUGCUUUGAGAGCGGGAUCCCCUUGCUUCUAAAUAGGCUACAACAACUCCCUGACUCUGACAAUAUAUCUCUAGCUUUUCCUGAUGAUGGUGCGUGGAAACGUUUCCACAAGCAGCUUCAGCAUUUUCCAAUGAUUGUCUGUGCUAAAGUUAGGGAAGGCGAUCAACGAAUUGUACGAAUUAAGGAGGGAGACCCUGCAGGACGUCAUGUUGUGAUAGUGGAUGAUCUUGUACAAUCAGGUGGCACCCUAACAGAAUGCCAGAAAGUGUUGGCUAGACAUGGAGCUCAAAAGAUAAGUGCUUAUGUGACCCACGGAAUUUUUCCAAACAGAUCAUGGCAGCGUUUUAACCAUGACAAAGGAGGUAGUCCUGAGAAUGGGAUGACUUACUUUUGGAUCACGGAUUCAUGCCCUCGAACAGUGAAGGAGGUGAAAGACAAAAAGCCAUUUGAGGUUCUGAGCCUUGCCGCUCCCAUAGCAGCUGCACUUCAGAUUUAACUGCAGAUUCUGUACCUUACCGAACUGUUCUUUCAUUCUUUAUAAGUGCAAUGUUCUUCUAUUAAUGGGCAGCCCGGUGCAAUGCUCUUCUAUUAUUCAAGAUAUAUAGAGAAAGCUAGGAGAAGCCAGAGCUUCCUGCCAGCAUUAUCGCAAUGAGUGGUGCUACUCAAGUGUGAGGAGUUUUGAUUGAUGUAGACAGAUUUUUGUAUAACUCUAUACGUCUCAGAAAUAAUAGAUUUUGAUGCCAGCAUAAUGAAAGAUGUUUACUACUCUUUGCACCUUAAA
This is a messenger RNA of Lycium ferocissimum, 1581 nucleotides long. RefSeq names its product ribose-phosphate pyrophosphokinase 4-like. NCBI's taxonomy places the organism in Eukaryota, Viridiplantae, Streptophyta, Magnoliopsida, Solanales, Solanaceae. Gene Ontology annotation, cellular component: cytoplasm; ribose phosphate diphosphokinase complex. The coding region runs from base 94 to 1296 and encodes 400 amino acids. Gene Ontology annotation, biological process: 5-phosphoribose 1-diphosphate biosynthetic process; purine nucleotide biosynthetic process. The record is from RefSeq and is a predicted model, not a curated record. The transcript is spliced from 7 exons. Gene Ontology annotation, molecular function: magnesium ion binding; ribose phosphate diphosphokinase activity.